This is a messenger RNA of Ochlerotatus camptorhynchus, 5068 nucleotides long. It is a transcript of the gene RecQ4, whose product is annotated as RecQ4 helicase. The transcript has 9 exons. Gene Ontology annotation, cellular component: cytoplasm; chromosome; nucleus. The record is from RefSeq and is a predicted model, not a curated record. Gene Ontology annotation, molecular function: zinc ion binding; four-way junction helicase activity; 3'-5' DNA helicase activity. Gene Ontology annotation, biological process: DNA replication; double-strand break repair via homologous recombination. Lineage: Eukaryota; Metazoa; Arthropoda; Insecta; Diptera; Culicidae. The coding region runs from base 92 to 4915 and encodes 1607 amino acids.
GCCCAUCGUCAGGCUGUAAGGAUUAAAAUUCCACUGCAUCAGCUGAUGAUCCCGAUAGAGGAAGCCUCGGUAAGCCAGAUUUCCGUUAAUCAUGGAAGAUCCUGUGUUUAAAACCAAGUACCAAAAGUACAAGUACAAAGUGAAGCUGUGGGAAAAGGAAUUUCGAAAGCGAAAUGGACGGAUUCCUUCGAAGCACGACAUUCGGGACUCCCCGGCGGAGGUGCGUGAUUCGUACAAGAUGUAUUACAAGCUGAAGACGUCUCUUCUGGAGAACACCCUGCAUGAUGCGUUGGAUGACGAUGACGAUUUCGAUAGCUCGUUGGUGUCGCAAAUGGAAGGUAGUUUGUCGCAGGAUUGUUCCAUCGGUGAGUUCUCCAAUCUGGGUGAAAUUAAAGCAUCCAAUGUGUCAAUCAGUGCUCUUCUGACGGAUCAGAUUGAAGGAAAAGUUACCGAGUUUGAAGCGGAACAGUUAUCGGAACAAAAUGCUAACGCUUGGGGAAAGGAUCUCACCAGGAGAAAGCCUGUUGUUGAGCAGGUAAAGGAGAAAUCAUCGGUGAAACCAAAGGCGAGAGCCCCUACGAAGCUGCUGAUGGAAGCUUCUGCUAUGGUUCCGAAGCGGAACCCCCGUAAAUCUCUGUCUAGCAGUCGGCUAUCGUCGAGUAGUUCGUUGUCCGCAUCGUUUUUGAGUUCAACCACCGUGUCCAGCUGGAAAGAUUCUCUACCAGAUUUGGAAACGCUUCUGAAUGAGAAAUCCAAACAAGCAGCCGUAGAAGUUUCACCGUCUCAAUCUGCUGCCUGCAAAGUUAUCCAAGAAGCGAAAGAACUGGUGAAUCAGUUGGACGAAGGAUGGCUAAAUCGCCAAUCGGGAGAAGCCGGGGUUUGCACACCUGUGCGGAAUAGCAGUUCUCAGGCCAAAACAUUUGGCUUGAGGAAUGUCAAUCUGUCCGCUUUGGACUCUCCUGUUGGGAAGGUAGAUUCAUGCAGUAGCUUCGGUAUGUCAUCGCUCAGUGUGAAUUCCUUUGUUGACGAGGGGAUAGGGUCCGAGUUUGAAGCGAGAUCGAACCCGCAGAUCGUAGUCGCUCAGAGCACUGCGUAUGAUCUUGCAAUUCAGUCCGAUUCCGAUGGGGUGGUGGAGAAUAGCGAGGAUGAAACGACAGGCAGUGUUAAUGGAUCAUUCAACUCUGGGCGGGUUCGGCAUGUCGCGAAGAAGCGGAAGGUGUUUACCAGUGUGAAUUUUAAAGCGGAAGCUAAAUGUUCUGAAGGGGAUGUGGUGAAAAAGGAUUUGCAGGUACUGGCAGCUUCCACCGUGGUUGAAGGUGGGGUGGAAAAUCAAGAUCCGACGAAAGGUAGCGAAUCUCUGGAGGAUGCAGAGCCGAAGCCAAAACGGGGACGGAAGAAGGCUCCUGCAAAGCCUAAAGCAGCGAGCAAAGCACGAGUGACGAAGGCUCCAGUUCGGCGGACUACACGAGGUCGUAAACCUGUUCAGUACUCGCAACAGGUUGGCAGUGAAGAGGAAACCGGUGACUUUGAUCCGGACGAUGAGGACAAAGAUCCGGAUUUCAAAGAAAGCUCUAAAGAUCAUUCUACAUUUGAGGAUUUGCAACAGGUUAAGAGUCCUCCAAAAGCUAAGGCCAAUGUUCCCGUGGUUAAAUCUAGGAAAAAAGCCGAACCAAGACCAGCUCGCAAGUCUGCAGCUAAGCAAGUCUCGCCAUCCUCGGGUGGUGAGCGAAAGCGACGAUCAGGCAGUUUCAAGAAGAGCCCGGUAGCACCGAGGAUCGGUGGCAAUACGGGUAAGGGAAAGAAGAGAGUCACGAGACAAACAAGUGUUAAGGAUCAUCCGAAGGACGAACCAGUGAAAGAGGACGAGUUCGACGAUUACGUGCUGGAGUUUGGCAUAGAGAGCUUGAACAAUGCUCCCAGGGUGGACAUUGGGGAGCUGAAGAAAAGUACCCAAGUGGUGGAAAACUUUAUUCAAGGCGUUCCUAUGAACAAUUUCAAGACGAAGAGAGCGGUAGAAGGCGUCAAGAUUGAAACUACCAAGGAAGCGGUGUUGAGGAAGAAAGCCGCAGCCGGUAAACUGAACGAGAACUUUGUGCGAAUUGAUCUCCGGAAGAAGGUCUUUGUACGGGGGAAGAAAACGGUGAACUACAGCAAGUACAAGAAGAGCCUGUGGAAGAAAAAGAAGGCUGCUGCUUUGAGCGGGCCGGAAAUGGACAUGGGAGGAUGCGACGGUGGUGUGUUGACCUGCUUCCAGUGUGGUGGGGUCGGUCACAUGGCACGAAGUUGUAAGGUGAAAGGGGAACAAUUGCUGCCUUUGGAUGCAGACGGUGGAGCGGAAGAAUCGUCGUUUCCAACGUUGGAUGAAGCAGAAUGUAUGGCAAAGGCGCAGUCACUGGCCGUCCAUGCCAACAAAAUCGAAAAGCUUCCUGCGGUGAGUAACCCGCUGUGGAAGCUAGACGAGGCAGAAUCUCCUUCAAAUCCAGAAGCGAACAGUGAAUACAAAGAUCUCCCGGAGGAACCAGUACCGGACUAUAUCGGUCAUGCAAUCCCGCAGGACUUCCUGAAGAAGUCCGGCAUCCUGGAGUACACCGUUGGCAACAAGGACAAAGUCGGUCCUCUCUAUCAGAUGAACUCGGAUGGAUCUCUACCGCCGACACCGAAGGAAGUACAGGAAGCGCUGAAAAUGUUCGGUCAUCAGCAGUUCCGUGCCGGUCAGGAGCGCGCAGUUAUGCGGAUUCUCUGCGGAAUGUCUACCCUGGUCACAUUGAGCACGGGAUCCGGUAAAUCCUUGUGCUACCAACUACCCGCUUAUCUCUACAGGAAGCACCGAAAGUGCAUCACUCUAGUCAUUUCACCGCUCGUUUCGUUGAUGGAGGAUCAGGUUCAUGGGGUUCCUGAUUUCCUGAAUGCACAGUGUCUCCACACGAAUCAGUCCCCCAAGGUUCGAGCGAAGACGAUGGCAGCCAUCACCGAUGGGGAGUUGGACGUGUUGCUUAUUUCUCCGGAAGCGGUCGUAUCCGGUGAGAAGUCUACUGGUUUCGGUUCACUGCUACGUCAACUGCCUCCGAUAGCAUUUGCCUGUAUCGAUGAGGCGCACUGCGUGUCCCAGUGGAGUCACAACUUCCGGCCGAGCUAUCUGAUGAUCUGUCGGGUACUCAAGGAAAAACUUGGAGUCCAUACGAUUCUCGGCUUAACUGCGACUGCUACCGUCCAGACUAGACUCAGCAUCGUCGAGCACCUGGCCGUUCCGGAUGGUACCAGUGGCAUCAUCAGUGAUACGCCCCUACCGGACAAUCUGAUCCUCACGGUGUCGAAGGAUGCCAACCGUGAUGCGGCGCUGCUCCACCUGCUGCAGUCGGAUCGGUUUAGCGAACUCCGAUCGAUCAUCGUGUACUGCACCCGACGGGACGAGUGUGAGCGGAUUGCUGCGUUCCUGCGCACCUGUUUCCAGGAAGCGCAGCGAGCGGAAUCCGAAGAAACCGGUAGAAAAAGGAAAAGAGUGAACUACACGGCCGAACCGUACCAUGCGGGACUGUCAUCGGCCAGGAGGCGAACCAUUCAGAAUGCAUUCAUGAGUGGAGAGCUGAGAAUCGUGGUAGCAACGAUCGCCUUCGGGAUGGGUAUCAACAAGGCGGACAUCCGGGCGAUUAUUCACUACAAUAUGCCGAAGAAUUUCGAGAGCUACGUGCAGGAAGUUGGUCGUGCUGGUCGCGAUGGGAACGUCUCUCACUGUCAUGUGUUUUUGGAUUGCCAUGGGAAGGAUAGGAACGAACUGAGGAGACACAUUUAUGCGAAUUCUAUAGAUAGGCACGUGAUCAGGAAGCUGCUGCAGAAAAUUUUUAUGCCGUGUGCCUGUGCGAAGAAUUUCAAGGAUGAGAAAUUCUCCGAUGAGCAUCGAAAGCAGAUAGAAGCAUUGAAUGGCAUCAACUGGUCUGAUGAUUUCGACGAAACGAUGGAGGAGGCAUCAAGUAGCAGUGCCAAAACGGUUAGAAGCAAGCGGAUAUGUCCAGGGCAUGAAGCUUGCUUCUCUGUGGAGUCGACUGUCCAGCAGUUGGACAUUCCGGAAGAGAACAUUGCAACGUUGCUGUGCUAUUUGGAACUACACGAACAGCGGUACAUACACGUGCUGAGCAAGGCCUACGUAAUGAGCAAAGUAAUGUCCUAUGCUGGACCAAAAGCCUUACGGAAUGCAGCCAAGGAUUGUCCACCACUGGCCAUGGCAAUUGCGCUGGAACUGAAGAAAGGCAACGUUCAGACGGGUUCCACUUUCAUUGAGUUCCCGGUUAUUGAUGUUGCGUCUGCCAUCGGUUGGGAUAGCGGUGUGGUGAAGUUUCAGCUGAAGAAUCUUGAGUGGACCAUCGAAAACAACGCUCGUCAGCGAUCUCCUAUCAGUGUAAGCUUCUUCGAUCUUGGCUUCCGAAUUCGAGCUCCGGGAGAUCUAACCGAUGAGGAAUUGGAUAAGACCUUGGACUCCUUGUACGAUAGGGUUUCGAGUCAGGAAAGGGCUCAGCUACUGCAGCUUCAGUGUGUUUCGCAUGCGCUGUCGUCGGUGGCUUUCCAAACGUACCUCCCCAUUAGUAGGACCGACUGUCCCCAGGGACCUUCGGAUAAGCUGAAGACAAUCGUACGGGAGUACUUCCAAACCGAUAUCAGCAACGAGCAAAUCGAACUUAUUCCCGAGAUGGACGACACCCCGGACAGCCAGCUGCUGAACGACAUUCGAACGCUGAUCCAUCGCUAUCCGGAGAACAAUUUCAGUGGCAGGGCUGUAGCGAGGAUUUUCCACGGAGUGCAGAGUCCCAACUAUCCGGCCGUUAUCUGGGGUAGAAGUAACUUUUGGCGUGCCUAUACCAGUGUCGACUUUAAUCGGAUCGUACGCAUGGCUAAUGCAGAAAUUGUGCGCAUGCGAACGUGAAUAGUUGUCUUCGCUAUGCGGAUUGAUGAUAAUACUGUUUUUUUUUUGUGCGGUUUACUAUUAUCAAGCCUGCUUACCUUUUAAUGUUGAUGUGAUAGGUGCUUAGGAAAAAGAUUGAUUAUUGAAAAAAGUCUACUCGUCGGAUUGCGUGAC